Molecule: messenger RNA, 3280 nt
Organism: Monosiga brevicollis MX1
Lineage: Eukaryota; Choanoflagellata; Craspedida; Salpingoecidae
Exons: 7
Coding region: 1-2778 (925 amino acids)
Biological process (GO): protein phosphorylation; microtubule cytoskeleton organization; intracellular signal transduction
Cellular component (GO): cytoplasm
Molecular function (GO): tau-protein kinase activity; protein serine/threonine kinase activity; ATP binding
Source: RefSeq, a predicted model, not a curated record
AUGAGCUGUCAGUGGCCUGUGCUGGUGGGUUGCGCGGCUCUGGGCCCGCUCGCUGGCAUGCAGCUGCAUGCCAAUGGGCGCACCACUCCAAGAGAACUUGCUGUGGACUUGAUUGUGGAGCUGCACCAGCGGCACUCACCGCACGCCGAGCGUUUCCUGGAUGAGCUGCGCUCUGUGUUACCGACGAUGGGGCCCAUGGGACGGGGACAAGUUUUGCGGUGUUUUGCGUUGCUACUGAGCGUGAUGCCCCGGGAGACGCUGGCCAAACUCGACGAAACACAAGCACUGCCAUUGGUGCUCGCCUCCAUCGGGUCUCCAGAUCUGGUCUCGUUGCAGGUCGAGGCGCACAAGCUUGUGCAGGCAUGGAAUCGCCUGGUGCCGCUGGCGGCACGCAUUGAGGCAGUGUGCGGGACCGAGCUGACAGCCAUGCUGCUGGCGCCGGAGACGGAUGCGAGCAUGCUGGGCAAGCUGAGCACUCUUCAACUCCAGCUGCUGCGCAGCAAUGCCGCGUUGAUGGGAACUCGCUACCUCAGCUUCAUCUACCACGCCGACCAGCAAAUGGGACAGUUUCGCGCCCCACAUCAGUGCACCACACGUACCACUUGCUCAUGUUCCACCCCCGACGUCUCCAUCAUCAACACGAAGUUUGCACGCGCUGCUCUCUCUGACGAGACGACCACGAUUGACCCAAUCUCUGCUCGAGCUUGGUUCUAUCACCCCUCACCCACGCUUUGCGACACCCUUUCUCUCGUUGGUCUUUGCCUCCGCAAGCAUACCUCUUCCCCUGAACCGACCGCCUGCCUGACCGACAGACCGAGACGACUGACCGAGACGACUGACCGAGACGACUGGCCGAGACGACGGCACGACACUCGACCCCUCACACCUUACUCUUCCCCCCAAACUCCCUUUCCCUCUCUCUCUACAAACCAAUUCAUCUCUCUCUCUCUCUCUCUCUCUCUCUCUCUCUCUCUCUCUCUCUCUCUCUCUCUCCACACACACACACACUGUGUCUCACCCUUCUUCCAACGUUGGCGUUGGCGCACGCACACAACCAUUUGGUUCAUCACAUUUUUUUUUCUCUCUUUCUCUCUCUCUCUCUCUCUCUCUCUCUCUCUCUCUCUCUCUCUCUCUGUGUCGUCGUCGUGUCGUAGAGCUCCUUCGCCCCACAUUUGGGUGCUCGAGUCACGCUCUCGCGUCUUCCUCGUCAUGGAAUACGCCAAGGGUGGCGAGCUCUUCGAUUACAUUUGUGCUGCAGGGCGCAUUACCAACGAGAGCCAAGCCCGCACCAUUUUCCGUGACGUUGUCUCCGCCCUGGCUUUUAUGCACCAAGAAGGCUUUGCACAUCGUGAUCUCAAGCCUGAGAACAUGAUUUUCGACGAGAAUAAAACGCUCAAGAUGAUUGAUCUCGGCCUGGUCAGCAUGCCUGGUGAGGACAUGACGCGCACUUCAUGCGGCUCGCCCAACUAUGCCGCCCCCGAGGUCAUCGAAGGCCGCCUCUAUCAUGCCCCAACUGGCGACCUUUGGUCCCUCGGCAUCUGCCUGUACGCCAUGCUCUGCGGCUUCUUGCCCUUUGAUGACCCCGACAUGAAGACGCUGGGUGCCAAGAUCCGCAAGGGCGAGUACAAGGAGCCCGAACACCUCUCCAUUGAGGCCCGCGACCUCAUUCGUGGCCUCAUCCAGACCGACCCUGAGAAGCGCUUCUCCAUGAGCCAGGUCCUCUCUCACCCGUGGGUCCUGAAGGACCUGCCCGUGACGGUGCGCAGCUUGGAUAUCAGCUCGACCAUGGCCAAGGACAUUGACAUGCACGUCGUGCGCAUCCUCGCCAAACACUAUGGACAGUCCUUUGAUCGCGUUCUGGAACAAGUCAGCCUUGACGCGUAUGAUCACGUCACCGCCGAUUAUCAUCUUCUCUGCAUCGCCAAGGCUCGCCUCCAACCCGUCACCCUCUCGGCUCUCGGCAAGGGCAUAUGGAAUCCGCGCAUGGCUCCCCGGCCCCCGGCCGACGAAGGCGUCGAAACCAACAGCCACGACCUCGAGCCCCGCGCAAACACCCCACCCAGCCGCGUACCCGCCCCCAUCUCGUCCACCUCGGCUGGCAGCGCCACUAACAGCGGUGGUGCCGUGCCCAACGUCAACGUGGAAUCAGACGAGGAGUCAGACGCGUUCUCCACCCACUCUUCCCGUCGCAACUCUUCCUCCAACCAGCGCCAAACAAGUGGCUCGCCGCGGGGUGGGCGUCGACGAGGCUACACGACCGCCCAAGGCGCUGGCGUGGCAGCCCAGGCGGCCGCCAAUGGAGCUGGCCCCACCUUGCCCAACGGCUCCAGCGGCGGUGUCGGUGCCAGCAACUCACCCCCAUCCAAGAUCAACUCACUCUUUCGCCGUCUUAACCUUAGCUCAGGCAACAAAACCCCGCGCGACGUUCCCAUCGUGGCGGAGGACUACCCUCUGGUCUACCGCACCGGCCUCGAGUUUGCCGACCUUCGCAACGCUCUGCACACCAUUGUCGGGUCGUGGGAAGGCGAAAACAAAUUGCGCGAGAAGGGCUCCAUCCUCCAUCUUUCGGCCCUGAACCACCGCACGGCCUUCCAGGAAAUGAAGCUGUCUAUUGAAAUCCUGCGAAUCGGUACCACUGAUGACAUUGGCCUGCGUAUCAAGCGCGUCAAGGGCGAUCCCAUUGCCUACACUCGCUUCCUUCGCGAUCUGAUCAAACAGCUCACGGACAUUGACCCACGCACCAUUCCGGUUGAUACACCGCCUGCAGGUCGGCUUUGAGAUUGAGAGACUAUAGUUCGUCUCACCGGGGGGCUCUCCUCCGUAAGCAGCCUGCCAGCUCGAUGGUGCCUGUUUGGCUCGACUGACUGAAAGCACGUGCCUCAAUGUUUUCGGACAGCUGCUUCUUCGUCUUUUGACCUUCUUUCUUGAGCUUCGCCCUGCCUUCAUGGAACACCAGGGCUUGUAUAUAAUCACACAUAUAAACACACACUGUGAUCCGCGACUCGCGGGAUCUCUCCUUGUCACGUCACGCUUGCUCCCAUGGUCUGGGGGUCAGUGUUUUCUACUUGUUAUUCUAAUCGACAGAGCUAGACCUCUGCGGACCCUAGUUUGGCCGUGCGCAUGUGCGGGGCCGUUAAUAAGCGAAAUGUUUGCUCGCGUUUUUCCACUCUUUGUUGGUGAACGGGUUUGAUGCAAAUUGUGUUGUUUUAUCCAGUUGUGCGUGUGUCUUGAAGGGAGCUUUUGACAUUUUUUCCAGGCUCCUAAAUCUAGAUCAUUACUU